Pipra filicauda (Wire-tailed manakin) is the source of this 1848-nucleotide messenger RNA. It is a transcript of the gene HHEX, whose product is annotated as hematopoietically expressed homeobox. The record is from RefSeq and is a predicted model, not a curated record. The transcript is spliced from 4 exons. NCBI's taxonomy places the organism in Eukaryota, Metazoa, Chordata, Aves, Passeriformes, Pipridae. The coding region runs from base 1 to 843 and encodes 280 amino acids. Gene Ontology annotation, biological process: cell differentiation; regulation of transcription by RNA polymerase II. Gene Ontology annotation, molecular function: RNA polymerase II cis-regulatory region sequence-specific DNA binding; DNA-binding transcription factor activity, RNA polymerase II-specific.
AUGCAGUACCAGCCGCCGGGCGCGGCGCCGGCGGCCCUGGGCGUCGGCGUCCCGCUGUACGCGCCCACGCCGCUGCUCCAGCCCGCGCACCCCACGCCCUUCUACAUCGAGGACAUCCUGGGCCGCGGCCCCGCCGCCGCCCCGGCCCCCCACUCCCUGCCUGCCCCGCCGCCGCCGACUCUGCCGUCGCCCAAUUCCUCCUUCACCAGCCUGGUGUCCCCGUACCGGACCCCUGUCUACGAGCCGACCCCCGUCCACCCGGCCUUCUCCCACCACCUCGCCGCCACCUACGGCACCGGCGCCUACGCCGGGCCCCUCUACUCCUUCCCCCGCGCCGUCGGCGACUACGCGCACGCCCUGAUCCGGCAGGACCCUCUGGGGAAGCCGCUGCUAUGGAGCCCCUUCAUCCAGCGGCCGCUGCACAAGAGGAAAGGGGGGCAGGUCCGCUUCUCCAACGACCAGACCAUCGAGCUGGAGAAGAAGUUCGAGACGCAGAAAUACCUGUCCCCGCCGGAGAGGAAGCGCUUGGCCAAGAUGCUGCAGCUCAGCGAGAGGCAGGUCAAAACGUGGUUUCAAAAUCGCAGAGCCAAAUGGAGGCGCUUAAAGCAGGAGAAUCCCCAGGCCACCAAAAAAGAAGAAGUGGAAGGUGCUGACAGUCACGGUGACCAAAGGCCGGAGAGCUGCCAGACUCCUGAGCAGAAGGGUAAGGAGGUCUCUCUGGAUGGCUCGCAGUACACCCCCUCGCCGGCCUCCCAGGAGGACCUGGAGUCAGAUGUCUCUGAUGACUCUGAUCAAGAAGUGGACAUUGAAGGCGAUAAAGGCUAUUACAAUCCUACCCAUUAACAGCCCCAUGCAGAGAGUGGACCCUAACUUGGCUUGCACUUUACCAGGGGCUGGUUUGAAAGAAUAUUAUGCUACAGGAGAAAACUUUCACCGUUAAACUGAAAGAAAAGCAUCACCAAAUAGACUCGUUUUAUAAUAAGCAGAGAAAGAAAGAUGUAUUUUCCGCAAACAAUCCAGUUUUGGAAGAUCUCUAGUUUGGUUAAAGGAACAUGGUUUGUAUUUAAUUAUUUGUAAGAUAUAUUUGUACAAUAAUCAAUGUUCUAACUGGAAUAUAAUCCUGCACCCUGUCCUUAAGGUGGCGGGGGUCGGGGUGUGUCUGAAUCAGCUGCUGGUGGUGAUCAGGCAAAACUCUCUAACUAGUGUGGAAGUGAGUAUGGAUUGCAGGAUGAAGCCCUUUGUAUGUGUAAACAAAUGUCAUUUAAAUAGAUUAAUUUAAACGCCCUUCACAAGCAGAGAAACAUGUUCUGUGAAAUAGGGAGGGAUUUGGCCAUCCCAAGAAGUGCCUUAUGCUCACACCCUUUUAUAUGCCGUGGUGCUCUCUACUGAGACAUGCCUCCAUUUGUCAGGUAGAGUCUUUGGACAGAUUCAUUUUUCCUCUCGUGUGAGAUGAAAUGUGCCUUCUCAGAUUUUUGAGAACUUUGCCUCACAGACUGAAUGGUUCCAAUUGCAGAAUAAAGCCCCACCCAAACAAACAUCUUUUUCUCCUUUAAAAUCUCUAGCACUAGUUUUUUAUGGAUUUCGUAUUUGAGAAGAAAGUGCAGGGAGCGAUGGGGCCCUGCUGCAGGAGAGAAACUGGCAUCAGGUGUGGGGGUUAAGUGGGAAGAUAAUGCCUAUCAUAUACAUAUCUGCUUCUGUACAUACUUGUUUUCUUUAAAAGUCUUGCGGUUUUGUACCUCACGUUGUUCAUAUUUUGUACAUAUUUGUUCAUUGUUAAAAAAAAGGCAAAACCUGAUAUUUAAUUUUUGAUGGACAUGUCUGUGAAAUAAACCUAAACUCUGCACCACC